Molecule: messenger RNA, 2482 nt
Organism: Patiria miniata (bat star)
Lineage: Eukaryota; Metazoa; Echinodermata; Asteroidea; Valvatida; Asterinidae
Product: zinc finger protein 93-like
Exons: 2
Coding region: 273-1826 (517 amino acids)
Source: RefSeq, a predicted model, not a curated record
GGCAAAUACAUUGCAUGCAAUGCAAUGCAUGCGCAUGCAGCUAGCUAGCUAGCUGCGCAGGCUGCAUAGCCAGGAAGCACGGUUUGGUUUCUACUAUACUCGCUCCGAUAUUCGUUUUCCUCAACUCGCAGCAAACGUGACGGGAAGUGGAUGGCUGAUGAAUGCUUGCUAGAAAGUAGAACUAGAAGGCUAUAGGGCCGGCUGCCUUGAAAUCAGCAAUUACCGCCAGUCUCCAGGUUCUCAGCUGUGAUUGAAUCAACCUGCUUAUCGGGAUGUCAUUGAUGACAUCAGCAUCAACAGUCAUGAAUAUGGAAAUGCAUACCCCCACUGGAAUGAGCAGUGCCACGCCCAUUGCCGUCUCAGCAGAUGGUUUGUCAGGAACCAGUGAUGGACACGUGCUUGUGUUCCCAGACGAUUACACAAACAGCAACAUUAUUCCCACGCCCAACGGCAUCCCCAUGACCAGCCCGCAUGACUUGCUGGGAACCAUUGGAUUACCGGCAUUGAGCCAGGCUGAUAUCACCCAGGGCACCAGUGUACUCUCGGGCAGCGCUGAGCAAAGCGGUAACUUUGUCCAGAAGUCGACCGCUUCCGUUGGAGUCCAAGUCAACUUAUGUUGCUGUGCACAUCGGGGCUGUAAUCCGGAAGACAUUAACUCAGUAGCCCAAGUUGAUAACAUUGAUAUUCUUAACAACGAUGUUCACUUUCAAGAAAAUCCUGAGCAUGGGCUUUCAAAUGAUGGUGAGGCUAAUGCAGGAAAAACAGACCAAGACAAAGACCUGCUCGCUAUCGCGACCCCAAAACUGUUGCUCAAACACAGCUGUAAAGAUAUGAAGAGGAAAGACAAGAAGCGCCGGAAAGCAGACAAGCCUUCUGCAUGCAGGAAGCCCAAACAGCAAAAGGUUCUGACUCGUAGGAGCACCAAAUCAACCCUUGAGCGUCGCUACCUCUGUGAAGGAUGCGGGAUAAGAUUUGUCCACAAGGCAACGUACGAUCGUCAUCUACAAGAGCUUCGGGGCAAGGCAGCCGAGAACAAAUGCUCGCACUGCAGUGCCACGUUCACCUACUUGUGCAAACUGAAGCAGCAUAUCGCGGCUAAGCAUCCCGACCUGAUAUCUGCUCCAGCCAGAGAGCGGCCCGUCAUCUGCCACAUCUGUGGCAUCCAAUUACAAACGAGCAUCAGCAUGACCAAACACAUGCGUAUCCACGAUGGUGACAAGCCGUUUCUGUGCAAGUACUGCCCCAAGGCUUUCAGAUGGCACACGGGGCUCGAGUAUCACGAGCGAAUCCACACUGGCGAACGGCCGUUCAAGUGUCCGAAUUGUCCCAAGGGGUUCACAAACCCGUCGGAUAUGGCCCGGCACCAGACUGUCCACACGGGCAAGAAACCUCAUCUGUGUCACCAGUGCGGGAAGGGAUUCACUCAAAGUGGAACGCUCAAUGCGCAUAUCAAAAGCAAACACAGUCAGCUGACUAAUUCCCUCAAUCCCAAUCUGGCAUCAAACCUAAGCAUUAUGAAUACACCAUGUACUGAGCCUAUCACGAUACCUACUAAUCUGAAGCAGCCCGACAUACAUGUAUGCCAUUUCUGCGGGAAGAACUUCCCCCAGGAUCACAUGCUGGACGCCCAUAUCCGAAAAUCGCACCAACAGCCGCUCCCGAACAUGACACUGGAGGCCGGUUUGCGCUGCGGGACCCUGGAAGAAAUGAAGCUACAAUUGGCAACGUGUAGCGCUUUGAACCAAAACCAGGUUUUCAAUAUGUCAUCAUGCGUACCCACAGAAAGAGAAAUUGCUGAGGUGGUUGUCAACAUGCUUGCACAAUGAGCCACGGAAUUGGAGUCCAACCAAGUUAGCUUGUGAUUCUUUCAUACGUGCACAUGUACAAGUUUUUUGACUGCAUGGACUGUACCGUUGUUGUGAAACCACAGCAUCAGCAAAAGGCAGUACUCAGUGUUUUUAGUUACAAUGAAAACAAGCUAUUUACAAUAGGCAUGUGUUGCAUUGUGAGAAAAUCAUCCUUUUCCAAAUUGUUUUCAGUGUAAACACUGUAUUACAAUCAGCAUGAGCUGUGUUGCCCUACAACUUGUCAGGACAUACCGAAUGUGGAAAUAUUCAGAUAUGGAAAAAUGGAAAAAUUCCAAACUUUCUGAAUACGGGAGAAACAUGUACUGCCUCUUUGAAACAAUUCAGCAAGUUGUUUGGGUGAUUUCAUUUAAAAUCAGACGUUUAUGUACAUUUUUGUUCAGCCGUGAUGAAGGUGGCAUGAACACCAAAAGCUCAACAGUCAUAUCGCACAUGCACUCGUAUAAAUAUCUGCUUUUCUUUUCAUCGUUACACGACUGGCAAUGCUAUACAGCAACAUUUGUGAUGCGAUCAAGCUACACGAGUCGUUUGUCAACCCUGGUAAAAAAUGUGUUUAUUACAGAUUUGAAAAGAGCACAAUCUCAGCAUUACUGCUGUGAAAACCACAUGCUGAUACC